Messenger RNA from Penicillium angulare, 780 nucleotides. Its product is annotated as SDR family NAD(P)-dependent oxidoreductase. NCBI's taxonomy places the organism in Eukaryota, Fungi, Ascomycota, Eurotiomycetes, Eurotiales, Aspergillaceae. The transcript has 2 exons. Gene Ontology annotation, molecular function: oxidoreductase activity, acting on the CH-OH group of donors, NAD or NADP as acceptor. The record is from RefSeq and is a predicted model, not a curated record. Bases 1 to 780 code for a protein of 259 amino acids.
AUGACUCUCAAAACUGGUCUCCAAGGCACCCAUGUUCUCAUAACAGGUGGAACACGUGGUAUGGGUCAGGCAAUGGUUCGCCAGUUCCUCCAAGAAGGAGCCGACGUGUCAUAUUGCGCCCGCACUGUCACCAAUACUGAAUAUGAUGAGAUACAUUCGUCUCUCCCAGCCAACAAUCAUGCCCGAGCAUUUGGAACGGCAUUUGACGUUUCUUCCAAAGAAGCUAUCGUCGAUUGGGUUAACAAGUCUGCUGAGCGGGUGGGGCGUAUCGACGUCGUCAUUGCGAAUGCAUCUCCAAUGCACAUGGAAGGAGAAACAGAGCAUUGGCAGAGUAGUUUCGCGAUUGAUGUCAUGGGAUUUGUGGAAUUAGUCAAGGCCGCCGAGCCGUAUCUUGAGAAAUCUCCACAAGCCUCUAUUAUCGUGCAGAGCUCUUUCAUGGGUCGAGAGUUCUACCGCAGUCCACCUGCAGCAUAUGGACCAUGUAAAGCUGCCCAGCUGCAGCAUGUGCAGGAACUCUCACAUUACUUGGGCCCCAAGGGUAUUAGAGUCAACGCUAUCUCGCCGGGCCCAGUUCUCUGCGAGGGAGGCUCCUGGGAAAAAUCGAUGAAAACAAUGCCGGACUGGGUGGAAGAGCAACGGUUGAAAAUUCCCUUGAAAAGACUAGGAGAACCGCAGGAAAUUUCAAAUGUCGCAGUCUUCUUAGCGAGUCCGUUAGCUAGCUUUGUCACCGGAACAAAUGUUCUGGUGGAUGGAGGUAUUCAUGUGGGGACACAGUUCUAG